Messenger RNA from Sinocyclocheilus anshuiensis, 722 nucleotides. RefSeq lists its product as uncharacterized. The record is from RefSeq and is a predicted model, not a curated record. Bases 1 to 711 code for a protein of 236 amino acids. The transcript has 8 exons. NCBI's taxonomy places the organism in Eukaryota, Metazoa, Chordata, Actinopteri, Cypriniformes, Cyprinidae.
AUGUCAACAAAUGCCUCUGUGUCCAGCGUCCUGCAGUCUCCAGUAAAAAUCAACAUCUGUAAGGAUGGAAGAGAGGAAAUAGACUCUUCCUCCAGCGGUAAUGCAGAGUUCAACACUGCCAGCUCUGGAGCCAGACAGUCCACUGAGACCAGCCAGGGGCCCAGUGAAGAGACAGAGCAUCCUAUUGAGAAUAAUGAUGUGGGUGAGGAGGGAGAGGAGGUAGGUGAUGAUGACCCGUCAGACUCUGAACGGCAAUGUGAGCAAGAGUCCUCUGAUGAAAAGGUGUUUGAUGAUGAAGACAUUGCAGAGAAGAUGGAAGGAUGUGAGGGUGAAAACCCAUGUCAGAUACAUGACCAUCAUCCAGAUCGCAACUCUGCUGAUAAUGCAAACUCUCAGAAAAGAGAUAAGAGUCACAGCCUUGAUGAAACUGAGAGGGCAAGCUCCACCCUUGAUGAGGAUCUACAAAGAAUGUUUUUGGAAAGAGCCACAGAGCAGAGAAACCCUAGAGACCCAGGGUCCCUCUUGUCUGACAUAAAAGGAGAGGGGGAUGUGAGAGAGGACUUGGGUUGUCCAGAAGGGGACUACAUAGAGACAGCAGCAGAAUGUAUAAACAAGCUAGGAGAGAAGAUUGAGGCAGCUGAUCAGGAGAAUCAUCCUAACAGCAGAGUUCUUGAGCAGACACUUCCAGAGUCAGUCAAACUGCACUGUUAAAGAGAAGCCGA